Molecule: messenger RNA, 576 nt
Organism: Antrostomus carolinensis (chuck-will's-widow)
Lineage: Eukaryota; Metazoa; Chordata; Aves; Caprimulgiformes; Caprimulgidae
Product: glycerol-3-phosphate dehydrogenase, mitochondrial-like
Exons: 5
Biological process (GO): glycerol-3-phosphate metabolic process
Cellular component (GO): mitochondrion
Molecular function (GO): glycerol-3-phosphate dehydrogenase (quinone) activity; calcium ion binding
Source: RefSeq, a predicted model, not a curated record
GUUGUCUAUGGCAUUAAGGAGUACGCUCGCACGGCAGUGGAUAUGAUUUCCCGACGUACUCGCUUGGCCUUUCUGAAUGUGCAGGCUGCAGAGGAAGCCCUGCCAAGAAUCGUAGAUAUAAUGGGGAAAGAACUUAACUGGAGCGAGCAGAAAAAAAAGGAAGAACUUGAAGCUGCUAAAAAGUUUCUCUAUUAUGAAAUGGGCUACAAAGUAAAAUCAGAUCAAUUAACAGACAGCUCUGAAAUCACUCUAGUGCCUUCAGAUAUUGAAAGGUACAAGAAGCGAUUCCACAUGUUUGACAAGGACAAGAAAGGGUUUAUUACUAUCCUGGAUGUGCAGCGUGUCUUGGAGAGCAUCAACGUGCAAAUUGCUGAAAAUACACUUCAUGAUAUUCUAAAUGAAGUGGAUCUGAACAAAAACGGGCAGGUUGAGCUCAAUGAGUUUUUACAGCUCAUGAGUGCGAUUCAGAAGGGCCACGUCUCUGGAAGCCGGCUGGCCGUGCUGAUGAAGACUGCUGAGGAGAACCUGCGUCAGAGGCUGGUGAUUUCGGUGGACCGGAGCGGUGGUGGACUGUGA